AUGAAAAAUGCAAUUACAUUGGUAGUCUCGCCAGGGACCAGUGGAAACAUAACUGAAAUGCUUAGCAAGUACAUAUUUUUUGCUGACAAGGUAGAAAUUCAAGACAUCACUAAGCAAACAAGCUUGUUUGUACUGGUGGGACCUAAAAGCAACCAAGUGAUGGAGGAUUUAAAUCUUGGAGACCUUGUUGGACAGCCAUAUGGCUCACAUAAGCAUUAUACUGUGGGUGGGAUGCCAUUAACAAUAGGAGUGGGAAGCCUCAUCUCUGAAAAUGGUUUCUCAAUGUUGAUGUCACCUGCUGCUGCUGGACUUGUAUGGAGCGCUCUUUUAAAUCAAAGGGCAAUCCCAAUGGGUUCUAGUGCAUGGGAAACAUUAAGGGUUCUUCAAGGAAGACCAGCUCCUGGUAAAGAGCUUACUAAUGAAUUCAAUGUUUUGGAGGCUGGUCUUUGGAAUGCAGUUUCUCUGAAUAAAGGAUGUUAUAAGGGGCAAGAAACCAUUUCAAGACUUAUAACAUAUGAUGGUAUCAAGCAGAGACUGUGGGGGAUUCGUCUAUCAUCACCAGCGGAACCAGGCAGCCCCAUUACGUUUGAUGGGAAAAAGGUCGGGAAACUGACCAGCUAUGCAUCUGGCAGAAAAAAAUCAGAGUAUUUUGGUUUGGGCUAUAUAAAGAGGCAGGGUGCGUCUAAAGGGGACACUGUAAUUGUUGGAGACAACAUUUUAGGGACAGUUGUUGAAGUUCCUUUCCUUGCUCAGCAGUGUCCGCCGUUAACAAACUCCAAACCUUGA
Molecule: messenger RNA, 786 nt
Organism: Ilex paraguariensis (yerba mate)
Lineage: Eukaryota; Viridiplantae; Streptophyta; Magnoliopsida; Aquifoliales; Aquifoliaceae
Source: the annotation of a GenBank genome assembly